UGACAGAUUUGAACCUCAGCAAUAAUCACUUGGGCUGGCGCAAAACCGAAAAGCUUUGCUGGAGUUUCCGACGAACAGCCUAGUGUGCCUCAAUCUCAGCGACAACAACCUAUGCCAGCUGCCCCUCAGUGUGUGCUACAUGAGCAACCUGGCAAGCCUGGACAUCAGCAGAAACCCUUUGAAAGACCUUCCUCCAGAGAUGGGCAGGUUGACCAACUGUUGGGACCUGAAACUUCAGGAUCUAAACAUCCAAAACAGACAACUUCGUGAUGUUAUACAAGGCAACAGAGCUCAGGAGAUUAUAGGGCACUUGAGAGAUCAGCUGCGUAGAGUCGAAUCCACCUACAUUCUGAAGACAAUAGUCCUCGGGCCCCCGGGCAAAGGAAAAAGUACAGUGAUCAGGACUUUAGCACCCAACUGUGGCAACACAUUUUGCGACACAAUCAUCCCAACUACUGUCUCCACUUUUAAAGAGAGCAAAGUCAAAAUUGAAGGGCGAAAGGAUAAGCCUAAAGUAACUUUACGCAUCUGGGAGCUACCGGGUACCUUAGAGCUCAUGGCCAUGCACCCUGUUCUGUGGACUGAGAAUUGCCUUUUCCUGCUGGUGUGGGACAUGGCAGCUGGCAUUAACCAUCUUGACCACUGGCUCUGCGGCAUCAAGGCAAGACUGGAGAAGGCGUCAGUAAUAAUUGUUGGGACAAUGUGCGAUAGAAUUCAGCCAUCAGAUGUGUUAAGAAGGAAAGAGCAAUUCCUUCAAGACAUUAACAAGAUGUAUGAACAGGGCGACAAGAACUUUGAUGUCUUUCCCAAAGAUGAUCACAGAGGAAUCUACCCUCAUCUGUCUGAUGUAGUGCUUGUUGGCUUAGGAAGCACACAGGGAAUGAGACAGGGCACGCAGCAACUGAGAAGCGCAGUCUAUCUCUCAGCUCUCAGUUUUAUAAAGAAUCCAAGCAUUAGAGAAUACAUUGUAGGUCAGAAGUUACCACAAAGUUACUUGAAGAUUGACGAAGUUCUUAACCAAAAGCAUGCUGAAAGGUUGAUGAACAACCAGCCACCAUUCCUAACAAAGACAGAAUUUGAUGAGCUUAUUAACACUGUACCAGAUACAGAUUUCCAUACAUUUGAUGAUCUUCAGGAAGCUGUCACUGUGUGGUGUCAGAUGGGAAGUUUACUCCAUUAUGACGUCUGGACAGAGGGACUCUGUAAUCUGUAUUUUCUGGAUCCUGACUGGCUAGUUCGUAUGAUAGCAGCAGUGCUUUUGCCAUCAAGAAAUACUCCACCACAUAGGCAAACCCUGAGCACUGUUCAGCAAACUCUUACCAAUAAGGGUCUUCCAGAGGACAUCCUCAAGGCAUUCCUUCAGCUUCUGAAGCACUUUGACAUUGGCGCUGAAAUCACAGAGCAAGAUCAGAAUAUUCUUCUUUUGCCAUGUCGCCUACCACGGGAAGCACCAGGACUGCAACUCCACAGACAGCAAUAUGAACGUAAACUACUUCGGUUCUAUUCUCUGCCUCACGUUCCUGCUCGCCUGUGGUCCCGCCUGAUUCUGGGUCUGCUUCUGUCAAAAGAAAGGUUCUCACAGUCACGCUGGUUCUUAGGAGCCAGACCUCAUGAAGAGGAAGGCUCAGACAAAACACUUCAUUCCAGCCGGCAUGGCUUUAGGAUGCAGCGGCUUCACAUGAUGUACUGGCAGACAGGAUUGAGCAUGACCUUUGAUGGGGGCUCGGUGGUGAUGGAAACAUGUGUGUAUCGAGUAGAAGGAAGGGAAAUCCCAGGAAUCUUGAUCUUCAUCAGCAGCAUAACCCGAAGCCUUUCAAACCUAGCUGUUGUUGGAUUUGUGUCUGACGAGCUGUAUGCUGCCAUUCAAAAUAUCUUUCCACAUCACUGUGAAGAUCCAGAAGUUAUGAAUGUCUUUGCACUGUGCCCUGUGUGCCAUGACAGUGUUGAACCAGGGCAGGGCACUAUUGAGGGCACUAUGCUGCACUUUGAGCUGCAUAAGUGUGCAGCUGCGCUGCUACAGGGAGACUUUGCACUUUGCCACACAGGGUGUAGGGUGGCUCUGGAGGAGCUUGUACCAGAGUUCCUUUUCACUGAACUUCCUCGUAAAUUUCAUCUGCAUAUUGAGGACAUUCAGGUGUCUAGCACAAAGCUUGGCGGUGGAGCCGUUGGGAGUGUUUUCAAGGGUAAACUGGGUGACAAAGAUACAGCAGUCAAGGUCUUCUAUUCCAAUGAAUUACCAACAGGUAGUCCUGCAGGAGACAGUGGUGUGUCAUCGGUGUCAAGUGGAGGCUCACAGACAAGUACUGGACAGCCAGCUGUUGAUGUGGUAAAUCCUCCAGCUUCUCCAACUGUUGAAAGCACAGAAGUGCAUGAGGAACGACCUGUGAGUGACAUUGUCUAUGGAAAUUUUGCCAAGCAGGAAGAGCUCUUCAACUGGUUGAUGGAAGACCGUAAUGAAAGUAGAAGUUUGAAGAUAUGCAGGGCAUUCUCUGAACUUCGGCAAGAGGUAGCCAUCCUCAGCAAACUUCGUCAUCCAUGCAUAGUUGCUCUGUAUGGUGUAUGUGUUCGCCCGAGUCUUCUAGUUGCCCUGGAACUGGCUCCGCUGGGUAGCCUUCGGUCUGUUCUAAAAGCAAAUGUCUCACUGAGGCCCCCAUUCAACAAAUACACUGACAGGGAUAAAAUCUUCUGCUCAGUACUUCACAAGAACAUCACCUUUAAAAUCAUAUAUCAGGUUGCCAAUGGUUUGCACUACCUGCAUAAGAACAAGGUCUUAUAUCGUGAUCUAAAAAGUGACAAUGUCUUGAUUUGCUCUCUGGAUCCUUCUGACGACAUCAAUGUCAAGAUUUCAGACUAUGGCAUUUCCAAAUUUGCUACACCUCAAGGCAUGAUGGGAAUGGUUGGCACACCUGGGUACAUGGCCCCAGAGAUCAUGUAUGGCCAGGCAUACGAUGAAAAGGUGGAUAUUUUCUCAUUUGCCAUGGUUAUUUAUGAGACUCUCACUGGUCACCAACCAUUUGAGAGUUAUCCCCGCUUGCACCAGCUUAAUCAAAUCAUCAACUUUGAACGCCGCAGGCCAUCCCUUAAAGAAUACAAUGUGGUACCAUGCUUUCCUUAUUUGGAAUCUUUAAUGCACGAGAUGUGGGAACAUGAGCCAAACAAGCGACCAUCAGCUGUGGAUGUCAUGAAAAGAAUGCAGGAUGUGAGCUUUCUCCUUCAGUGUGCAUACAUCAAGGACCCAGAAGAGUCACUUAGCCGCAAAAGUCUGUUCCCAACAGACAACCUGGCUAGCUGCAUUUUUUGCAACAUCACUUGUGCGUGGGCAUCACAAGAGCCUUCAAUCAUCAAGAACCGCAAUACUUGUUGGAUCUGGGAGUUCCCAACUAAAGAUACUGGAGACAGACGUCUGAGUGUCUACAAUCUAGCAUCCAACCAGUUCCACAUCCAUCGUAAGACCAGCCCAGGACAUCCUGUCACAUGCAUGACUAAAGUUGGAUCCUGUAUGUGGGUAGGAGUCCAGGCCAAAUACAUAGAAAUAUUUGGUAACUCCUGCACUGAUAUUCCACGUUGCCAGAAUCAGCUUGGUAAGCUGCAAGCAGAGCCCAGAUGCAUCAUUCAUGACAAACAUAACCCAAAGAAGUCCUUGGCAGAUGGAGAGGGAUUUGUGUAUGUGGGGUUGUCAGAUGGCACCAUAGCAAUAUACGAGCACUACCGCUGGCAUCGUAAUGACUUCACGCAUGAAUGGAAACUAAGAAAAGAGCUGACACUACGCACCACACAGCCUGUCAGUGCCAUGUGUCUGGUACCAAACCUAAGUAAGCAUGAGCUAUGGGUUGCCUGUGGACAUGCUUUGUUUGUGGUUUCUUCAGACAAUUUCUUGGUAGCAGAGAAGCUUUGUGUCAAAAAGGAGCUGUCUACCUCAGCAGAAAUGGUAUCAUCGAUCGCCUGCAUUGUCAAAGCGGAGGACAGUUUGUGGUGUUCCUUCAAGGGGUCACCCCUCAUUGUGGAAUUUAGCAUUUCUCAAAAGAUGGUUUUGUGUGCAUUAUGUUUGGAGGCUGACAUAAUAGAGGAAAUAUCCAUAGAGAAAAUAAAACUGCAUAGAACAUCAGACUGCCAAGAGUGCAUUGAAGAAAGAGGUCACAGACAACCUGUGCAGCAUGGGAAACCAGGGACAUCAGAGGACCCAACGGAAUUACCACCACCACGUCCUCCAAGGUCUACAAUCUUGUCAUCUACCUUGACCUCAGGUAUGAUGAGCUCUUUCCCUGGGGAACCACUACAACCGCAGAAUCGUGUAGAAGAAGAUCCACCACAAGUGCCCCCUAGACGAGGGAGAUCAAAGUCAGAAAACCACACCCUUGGAUUUGCAAGAGAGUUAAGUCCUCCAAUACCUCCAAGACGUACUUUACCACCAGAGCAUCAUAAGGUGCAUGUUCAGUCUCUUCUCAUCAUCAGGGGCAUGCUGUGGGUGGGAACCAGUAAAGGGGAAGUUAUUCUUAUCAACACUAAGGACCUGUCAAAAUCACAGGAUACAGCAAACACGAGCUACUCCCAUCCUGCUGAUAGAGCUGCAGAAACCAGUUCUCGACCUGAAGACACUGUACGGACAUCAGUGAACACAGACUGUGGACAAAUAUGCAGCUUGAAACCAAUCAUGCUGACAACUGCGAGAGCUUUAAACCCUGAUUCACAAUCAGGAAGUGUGCAUUUCCUGUUGCAGGCUCAGAAUCUUGUGGUUGCAGUGCAUAAUAUGGGUUGUGAUGGAGAUGGACUAAAUGAGGUUACAAUGUGGGAAGAAUGCUCAUAUGAGCAAAUCACAGAAAUCCGGCAGUAUUGGCAGUCACUGAGAGUGCUAAAAGCUCGUGUCGAGCAGGCAGACAGUCUAGAUGUUUUAAAAAACAGGUAGCCCUUAUUGUCAUAUCCUUCUAUAUUUUUGUAUGUGAUAAUUUUUGCAGGAAUGCUCAUAGUGAUAACUUUGGUGGGCUUAUGAUCAUCUGCUUGUCUUUGUCUAAUUAUGGCAUGUGGACAGACAAGUGGAGAAUUUUUUGCUGUUAUUUUCAGUUUGUGUCCAAAACAAAUGUAACAAUCUGAGAAGCUUUUAUGCUUAAUGUAAAAUCUUAUGAACGUUGAGGUCAGGUGGAGCCUUGUUUUACAGACAAGUUUUAUUUAGUCUUAUACCUUUUUCUGCUUCAUGCAGUUAAUUAGUCACUGUUUAAUUUUUGGUCUCCUUUAAUUCUGUCCAUUUUUUCUCCCACUAAUUAGAUGACUUGCAUAGGAGUGGCCCUAUGCACCACUAAGGGUGAUUAGGAACAAGAAAAAUUUGAUGACUGUAUGCCACCAUGGAAACAGUGUAUAAGUGGAUUGCUAUCUGCCAAGACCAUCGCUUAGCCUUUUGCGAAGUGAUCCACUGUUAGUCUCGGUGAGCUGUAACAAAGAAUGUGAAUAAACGUGGAAGCUAUGUUCGUCUAAUGCCUCGUUUUAGUAGUUAAUCUGAAAUGUGAAUAAACGGAAGAUGUCAUUAAAUGCCUCGUUUUAGCAGUUAACUGGAAAAAAUCGUCCGCCAGCAGUCCAGGUAUAUUAGUUCGCGGUUUAUAUAUGAAUCUUCAAGUCAUAAGCAUAGCAUUGUUCCCUGCUUAUUUAUACAUUCAAAAGGACAGUAUUUGUACUUUUCAAAGCUACAAAAUACAGGGUUGACAAGGUAAUAUGUUGAGACUGUACAUGUUUUUAGGAAAAGUAUUACUUUUUAUUGGAACUCUUCUCUCUUCAAACAAACAAGUAUUUCAUGUGUGUCAUUAUAUAAAUGCCACAUUUUGACCAACAGAACAUUGGUUGGUUAAUUUUGGGUCAAAUAUAUGUUGCAGGUAUCAUUGGGCCUUUUUUUUUCAUUAAUGCUCAAGGCAUUUGUAGACAGUGACAUUUUUCUUGUUUUGUGCAUCUUGAAUGUUCUUUGAAACAAAGUCUCAGUCUCAUUUUACAAGAAAAAAUAGCUACCAGUAUUUAAUGGAAUAAAUUUACUGCACAAAUCAAGUAUAUUGUUUUCUAGCAUAGUGUCAUAUUCAUAUUUCUUCUAGAAAUGACAAUUUUUCAGAAACUAGUUUUAUAAUGGACUAGUUAUUAAAAGACUGCAUUAAUUUAUCAUGGCAAAAGUACCUGUGAGCAUGACAGUGACAUUUGGGUUUGUAUAUUGGCUCUCACACCUCUCUGAAUCUGACACCUGUUUACAGGACUGAGAGGGAUUUAUUCUGAGUACUCCUGUUUCUUUCAUUCUGUGUGUGUGUGUGUGCAUGAUCACAUGCAAGAGAGAGAGAGAGCAAGAGAAUUGUGAUUUAAACAUGCAAUUCAUUUAAGUGAAUGAAUUUGUAAGACAUGUUUGAUGGAUGCUGAUAAUGUGUGUUCAUCCAGCUUGUAUGUAAAGUGCUUCAAAUAAAUUUUGUUUUUCAUGUACAAACUCAUGGCAGCACAUAAUGUGUUCAAGGUUCAGCAGAAUUAGCAGAAUAAAUCACGCUAUAUCAGUGAUGUUAGACAAGCAGAACAGAGUUGUACAUUACUGUACAAAAGACUAAAAUCUGGGAUUUUCUGUAACGUUUUACUAUACAUAGUGAGUGCAAAUGCAUACAUACCUAAUGUGUUUACGGACACGUGGAUAUGUGCAUUUGUGGUGUUUUUAUACGUACACGUUUGGUAUUCAGAGGAGCUAUAGUGAUUGACAAUUCAUGUAAUGAGAUAGGCAAACAUCAGAAUCUCCUGUUCCAGCCGACAAGCAACUGACAUAUCAGUGUUAUUUUAUGUGACAUAUUGAAAAUGCUAAAGCAGGUGUACUGAGUGUAGUAUGUGUGUGUGAGUGCAUAAAGUGAUUGUCUAAUAAUAAAAGGCAUUUAGGAUAAAUAUUGUAAUGUGUAUCAUUUUUAACAUUAUUAAAAGCAUUAUUAAUGGUAGGGAAGAGUUCUCUUUUUGCAUCUUCAGAGUUUAAAGAAUUUUAGGAUAAUGUGUACAACUUUGAUAGAUCAUUGUUUUGUUGAUUUUAUGAUAAACAGUAUAGUUUAAAAUUCAGGGCUCAGUUGUACAUUUUGAAUUUUUAAAACAUUUAGGUUUCAAGCUAAAAGUGUAGAAUGCCUGUAUACAGCUUAAAAGCAGUUUCAUAAAAACGCUUUUUAAAUUGCUUCUAAAAAUUAGUCUUAAGGUUUAGAUGUGUUGUACAACGAGCCCCAGCAUAUCAAUAAAGAGCGAGGAAUGCAGUAUGAAGACAUAUUUAAAUAAAUUUGACUAAUAGAACUUACUGCUUUCUAGUCACUGGUAAAAGGCACAAAAAAUAUGAGUUUCUGACAUAUUAUGUUUGCAAUUUAGUUCUUAUUUAUCUGUCAUGUGAGUCUACGGUAUGCUCGAUUUUUUAUCCAUCAAGAUAUCACUUUCCUUUUCCUCCAUAGAUGACCACUUUGACAGUUGUAGCAUUUCAACAUAUUUUUGUUUUACAAAUUCCUUGUUCCUAUUACACUGUUAGUGCAUAUAUAUUGAAUCAUAGUAUGUCAGCAUGUGAGUUUAAGGCCUUUAGUUGUGUAUUGUGUCAUAAUACUCUAAGGUCAGUCUGCAUGAAGGAAUCAAUAAAAUCUGUCAAGGAUCAUGUACAAA
Molecule: messenger RNA, 7623 nt
Organism: Pomacea canaliculata
Lineage: Eukaryota; Metazoa; Mollusca; Gastropoda; Architaenioglossa; Ampullariidae
Product: leucine-rich repeat serine/threonine-protein kinase 1-like
Exons: 22
Coding region: 140-4903 (1587 amino acids)
Biological process (GO): protein phosphorylation
Molecular function (GO): ATP binding; protein kinase activity; protein binding
Source: RefSeq, a predicted model, not a curated record